AUGUCCCAUCUGCCUCCCAAGCUUAAGCUUCAACUGAACCCCCUUCCUUCCCCUGCAACAUCAGUCCACGGUUCCUCAUCUCACCACAUGGCAGAGGAAAUGAACGAGCCCUCAGCACUGCCACCAUCAAGGAAGAAAGCUGCAAGUCAACAUGGUAAACCCAAGAAGUCACAUGGUAGACCUAAGAAGUCUAGGAAAAAGGUGGCAUCAUGGAAAACCGAUGUUCUUCCCAUCAUCACUCAGGAUGGACUUCAAGCUGAGGGAGCAGGUUGUGCCACCUCACCCCCAGGGCACCCACAACUCUGUUCGAGCACAGCUGGUACUUGUGAUAGCAGCAGGUUGCUGAGAAUGUGCGAGAUUGUUGAGGACAAGAAGGCCGGAGCCAAGGCCGGAGCCAAGACAAGAACUGGAAUGCAACACCGACUGGAAUUGCAACAAGAUGCCAAGAAUGGAACUAGAGUCCCAAGACCAGAACAACCAGAGUCGCAACAGGAGGACAAGAAUGGAACAUGA
Messenger RNA from Cantharellus anzutake, 513 nucleotides. RefSeq lists its product as uncharacterized. The transcript is spliced from 2 exons. The record is from RefSeq and is a predicted model, not a curated record. The coding region runs from base 1 to 513 and encodes 170 amino acids. NCBI's taxonomy places the organism in Eukaryota, Fungi, Basidiomycota, Agaricomycetes, Cantharellales, Hydnaceae.